GGAAAACAGAAUAACAUGUGAAAAUUUAGAAGUAAAAUUGAGAGCCUUAGAAACAAUCAUAGAAGAAACUCUGAUACGAGAGCUAGAACAAGAGAAUACACAACUUCGUCGCGAUCUCGAAUAUGAGCAAGCGAUUAAUAGAAGAACUAUCAAUAAUCUUAGAAAUCAGGUUAAUAUUCUCAAGAAUCGAAAGAACAUUUUUACAGCAGUAUUAAACAACCAAGGUCAAGUUAUUCCAAGGUUGCGUAGACAAGAUGCUUUCAUUUAUAAGGUAGAAGAAGAUUUUGAAACUA
Messenger RNA from Dentiscutata erythropus, 293 nucleotides. Lineage: Eukaryota; Fungi; Glomeromycota; Glomeromycetes; Diversisporales; Gigasporaceae. The record is from the annotation of a GenBank genome assembly.